Messenger RNA from Capsaspora owczarzaki ATCC 30864, 1631 nucleotides. Its product is annotated as Rcc1 protein. Bases 23 to 1468 code for a protein of 481 amino acids. Gene Ontology annotation, molecular function: guanyl-nucleotide exchange factor activity. The transcript has 2 exons. The record is from RefSeq and is a predicted model, not a curated record. Gene Ontology annotation, cellular component: cytoplasm. NCBI's taxonomy places the organism in Eukaryota, Filasterea, Ministeriida, Capsasporidae.
CUCUUUUUAUUUUGCACACACAAUGGUUGAGCUUCGCAAGCGCCCGAACGAGGACGACGUUGCUGCUGCCCAGCCCUCCAAGCGCGUUGCUGUCGACAAGGGAAACAAGCCGACCAAGGCAGCCGCGACAGAGAAACACGCAGCCAUCUCACCAGCGCAGACUGCGUUCGCCGCGGCACAGAAGGCUGCCCGGGACGCCAUUGCUGCACUGCCAGCGGGAUCUGUGUUUACGGUGGGCGAGGGCGACGCCGGACAGCUCGGACUCGGCGAGGAGAUUACGUCGCGCAAGAAACCAACGCCGCUGCGAAGCAUUGAGAACGUGCCGAUCGUGCGCAUGGCGGCAGGCGGCGUCCACACUGUCGCAAUCACCGCCAAGGGUCAGGUGUACAGCUGGGGCUGCAAUGACGAAGGCGCACUCGGCCGAUCGGGCGAGGAGGCAGAGCCCGCGCUCGUGAAGGGAUUGAUUGAGAACGAAUUUAUCGUCGCGGUGACCUGCGGCGACUCGCACACAAACGUCCUGUCGGACAAGGGCGUGGUCUAUGGCUGGGGUACGUACCGCGACUCGGCCGGCCGCAUGGGCUUUGACUUUGACACGCUCUUCAAGGAGGGCGGCGCAGACAAGGCCACUGUGCAGUUUGAGCCCAAGGUGGUUCUCGACUACACUGCCAAGCACGAUCGCGUGGUGCGCAUCAGCGCGUCAAACAACCACACCAUCGCGUUGACAGAGAAGGGCAACAUUGUGACCUGGGGCUGCGGCGAGCACGGACAGCUCGGCCGCGUCGGCUCGCGCAUGAGCGAUCGCAGCAAGCACCUCCACAUGCUUGGCCCGGCCCCGGUGCUAAUAAGGCGAAAGAAGGCCGCGCCGAAGGACGUCUUCACGGGUGGCUUCCAGUCGUUCGUCCUCUUUGACGACGACACGGUCGUUGCGUUCGGCCUCAACAACUACUACCAGUGCGGCAUUCCGGAUGUCGCAGACCCCAUCUACGCGCCGACAGAAGUCCCCGCACUCAGCGGCCGUCAGGUCGUGUCCAUCAAGGGCGGCGAGCACCACACCUUGGCUCUGCUCGCCGACGGCAGCGUGCUCAGCUUUGGCCGCGGCGACUAUGGCCGUCUCGGCCACGGCAACAACAACGAGCUCUCCCAGCCCGUCAAGAUCGACUCGCUGGGUCCCAGCGAUCAAGUUCACAUUGACAAGAUUGCCACUGGCGGCAUUGUCUCGUACGCACUCUCGAACCACGGUGAGGUGUACGCCUGGGGCAUGGGCAGCAACUACCAACUCGCCCUUGGCCCGGACGACGACAUGGACACCCCUACACUGGUACCCGCACCCCGCUUUGGCGACAACUCUGUGCUCGAUGUGGUUUCUGGCGGCCAACACACUGUCUUCCUGGUCAACUACAAGAACAAGAUUGUUGCUGCUGGAGCCUCUGCUGCUCCCUCCGUCAGUGCCACUCCCAUGCAAGCAUAGUGAAUAAUGGCCGAUGGAGGGGGGCUUUUGUUUUGCUUGUUUUUGUGUUGAUUGGUGGCCGUGUGUUGAUUGUUGGCGGAGUGGUCUGCCUCCGACUUGGUUGAUUGGUGUCUCUCUUCUCUUCUCUCCCUCUACUUUUAAUACACUCCUAUUUCUUGAAGAA